This is a messenger RNA of Aspergillus ibericus CBS 121593, 2299 nucleotides long. Its product is annotated as MFS transporter. Gene Ontology annotation, biological process: transmembrane transport. The record is from RefSeq and is a predicted model, not a curated record. NCBI's taxonomy places the organism in Eukaryota, Fungi, Ascomycota, Eurotiomycetes, Eurotiales, Aspergillaceae. Gene Ontology annotation, molecular function: transmembrane transporter activity. The coding region runs from base 175 to 2001 and encodes 608 amino acids. The transcript has 3 exons.
GCCGAAGACACAUUCCUCCGAAUUCAUUGGCCAUUGGCCUCGCAUAUCAUCUCGACUUGCUCUAUAUUAGCCAGGAGCACAGGCCGAUAUUGUUCUGUGUUUGAUCUCCGAGAUUCGAAUCUAUUUUUUUUUUUUUGUUGAGCGUACCAAGUGCGUGACCGUCCAACCAACAUCAUGUUCAAACGACCGUCAUGUUUACAAGGCCGGCGGCAUGGUGACAACCAUGGUGAUUGGUCCGCCUUUCCUGUACGCCAGCUCUUUGUGCUAGCAUUAUGUCGCAUCUGCGAGCCAAUCGCAUUCAUGUCGAUAUUCCCCUACGUCUACCGGAUGGUCGAAGCAUUCCACGUGACCGACAAUGAUCGCAAGAUUGCUCUGUAUGCCGGCAUGAUUACUUCCGCCUUUACCUUUGCAGAAUUCUCUGCCGGCAUGUUCUGGGGUCGGAUGAGUGACAAGAUUGGCCGGAAGCCAGUUCUAGUCAUGGGCUUGAUUGGAACGGCUAUCAGUAUGAUCGUCUUCGGAUUCGCUCCCAACCUGGCCACCGCCAUGGUCGCCCGGGCCCUGGGAGGACUGUUGAAUGGCAAUAUUGGCGUGCUUCAAACCACCGUUGCGGAAAUCGUUACCGUCAAGGAGCACCAACCACGGGCAUACUCGAUCAUGCCGUUCGUCUGGUGUCUGGGGUCGAUCAUCGGACCCGCUAUGGGCGGUGCGUUGGCACAACCAUGCGACAAUUAUCCUUGGUUAUUCCAGCGUGACACCAUCUUCGAUCGCUUCCCGUUUCUGCUGCCCAACCUGGUCUGCGUUGUCGUCCUGGUGUCCGGAAUCGUCGUUGGCUUGUUGUUCUUGGAAGAGACCCAUCCGGAGAAGAAGCACCGCCGCGAUCGCGGCCUGGAGUUGGGCAAUUGGCUGGUUGGCAAAGUCUGGGGUUCUUCCGAACAGCUUCCCGAGGGCCCGGACGCCAAAGCGGAAUUGGCCGGAGACGAGUACUACGACUACGACGACGAUGUCCCGCCCCCGGAGUAUAGGAGCACCGAAAGUUCGCCUCGCCUGAGCCCAGUGAAGGAGUCGGACAACCUGUCGGCGGAUGACGACAUUGAGGGGCAGAUGAAGGGCGAGCCGUGCGGCGUGCCCAAGGCCUUCACCAGGCAAGUCAUCUUCAACAUUGUCGCCUACGGCAUUCUUGCAUACCACAGUGUCUCGUUCGACCAACUCAUGCCCGUCUUCCUCAGCACUCCCAGGUCCGACGGAGAUGUUGAUCUGCCUUUCAAGUUCACGGGUGGUCUGGGAAUGGCUACGAAGAAGAUCGGGUUCAUGCUUGCAGUCCAGGGUGUUUAUUCCAUGAUCGCCCAGCUCUGGCUGUUCCCCUUUGUCGUUCGUCAUUUUGGCACCUUGCGGGUGUUCCGCUUCGUCCUGCUUGUGUGGCCACCGCUCUAUCUCAUGGUUCCGUACCUCAUCCUCCUUCCCGAACAGCUUCAGACCGCCGCGGCAUAUGUCGCUUUGAUCAGUAAGAUCACGCUUCACGUCAUCGCCUUCCCUGCCACUGCUAUUCUCCUCGCCAACGCUGCCCCAUCCUCCAAAGUGCUUGGAUCCAUCAACGGCGCAGCCGCCUCCACAGCCAGUCUGAGCCGCGCUUUUGGCCCAACGAUCACUGGCCUGCUUCACUCGAAGGGCCUUGAGAGUGGGUACUCGGUGCUAGCAUGGUGGGCGUGUGGAAUCGUCUGCAUCCUUGGCGCCAUUGAAAGCUUCUGGAUGGAGGAAUCGGAGCCAGAGAAGGGCGUGGCGGAGAAGAAGGACGAGUGCGAUGGCCCGACUUCAACCCGGGAUUCACUGCGGGGCUCCUUCACUGCAGGCAAGGAGGACGGCACCGCAGAGGAAGUGCGGAGAUUGCUCUCUUCGGCGCGCACCAGCCUUGAUGACUUGGACGUCCCCCACGUGGACUUAAUGCACGCCAACCUGAACGCAACUUCUGAGCCUGAACCCGAUACAUCCAGGCUUGACGAAUAGACCUUGUGCUAUUUGUGUUUUAUUAUCUAGGGAGGUUCUAUCGCUUCUCCUGUUUUGCUGGGCGGUUAAUUUUCCGUUGUUUGGAUUCGCAUUGCCUUGCCGUUGCCAUUUCAUUUUCCGCUUUCUCUUUUUUCUCUGUUUCGGUCCGUUUUGGAUCAUCGUCGGUGGUACAGCCUGAUCUUUCUGUUUUCGCACCAUGAUUUUCCUUUCUCUCAUCAUGUUUUAGAUUAUGAUUUCAGGAUUGGGUUGAUGGCGCAGUGUAUAGACUCGGUGCAUAUGUGACAAAAGCAUGAGGGCU